AUGACUUAUUUAGGAUUUAAAUUAUAUUAUGAUUAGAAUAAAUUUUAAGAAGCAAUUAAAUUAUUAGAUGCUGCAAUAUUAAUUAAUCCGUAUCAUGUCAAUUCAUUAAGUAUAAAAUGUAUGAAAACAUAUCAAAAUUUAUUAGCUAAAUGUUUAUGCAGCCUUAAAAACUAUUAAGAGGCAAUAGUAUGGGCUGAUAAAGCGUUGUCUAUAGAUUCAAGGAAUCUUAAUUCAUUAACUACAAAAAGUAUAACAAUUAAGAUAAAUAUUAGAUUAUUGUUUAAGAAUGAUGUCAAAUUAUUAAGAAGCAAUUAUAUGGGUCGAUAAAACUUUGCUUAUAAAUUUUAGGCAUGUAAAUUCAUUAAGUACAAAAGGUAUAUACAUCUUAUAUAAAUAUAUUAGCUGAAUGCUUAAAAAUGCUUGGUCACUACAAAGAUGCUAUCAUAUGGGCUGAUAAAACUUUGACUUUAGAUUCACAUAAUGUAAGUUCAUUAAAUACAAAAGGUAUGUGCAUCUGAUAUAUAAAGCUGAAUGCUUAAGAAUGCUUGGUGAAUACAAAAAUGCUAUUAUAUGGGCUGAUAAAACUUUGACAAUAGAUUCUAAGAAUGUAAGUUCUUUAAAGACAAAAAGUAUGUAAACUUAAUAAAUAUAUUAGCUGAAUGCUUAAAAAUGCUUGGUGAAUACAAAGAUGCUAUUAUAUGGGCUGAUAAAACUUUGACUUUAGAUUCACAGAAUGUAAGUUCAUUAAGUACAAAAGGUAUGUGUGUGUAUCUUAUAUUUAAAUAUAUUAGCUUUAUGUUUAAGAAGGCUUGGUAAUUAUAAAGAUGCUAUUAUAUGGGCUGAUAAAGCGUUAUCUUUAGAUUAAAAUGAUGUCAAUUCAUUAUAUACAAAAGGUUAUUUAAUAUUUUUAGAAUAGGGGCAUCAUUAAGAAGAUUAAGUAAAUUUGACGAGGCUCUUUAGAGUUUUAAUUAAGUAUUGAAUUUUAAUCCAUAUCAUGAUUAAUCUCUAGCUGAAAAAGGUUUAAAUAUUAUAAUUAUUUAUAGGAGCCUGCUUACAAUCUUAACAUAAAUAUUCAGAUGCCAUUACUUAUUAUAAUUAGGCUAUUUUAAUUAAUCCAAAUUUUUAAUCAGCAAAAAAUUUUAGAGGUAAUUUUCAUUAAUUUAAAUAGCUUAAUGUGAGAAACUACUCAUGUCAAAAUAAUAAAUUAAAUGA
Molecule: messenger RNA, 1212 nt
Organism: Paramecium primaurelia
Lineage: Eukaryota; Ciliophora; Oligohymenophorea; Peniculida; Parameciidae
Source: the annotation of a GenBank genome assembly